GAGCCUCAAAAGUAGCGCACCCUCAUCAACCCCCGCAUCACUUCUCUGCUCUUCUCCAUCUUCCUCCCCAUCGCCCCCAUCGUCAGGCCUUCGCCGUGCAGCUAGCCAUGCAGCUGGAGCCAGCAGAGCAUGCAGCGGAGCGACUCACUUGUCUCACCAUCUCCACCCCUCCUCAUCCCCUCCCCCACCAUCUCCACCCCUCCUCAUCCCCUCCCCCACCAUCUCCAGCCAUGGAGCUUGAGGCGGCAGAGUGCUUCGCUUUCAACUCAACUCUCCCUAUCCACCUCACCUCCCCCCAUAUAUCCCCUCCAUCUCAACAGGCCUUCGCCCUGCAGCUACCCAUGGAGCUGGAGCCAGCAGAGCAUGCAGCGGAGCAACUCAUUGAACUCCCUCAACCAUACCCCAUCCAUCUCUCUCCUCCCCGUAUCCAUCUCAUCGUCUUACCAGGCCUUCGCCCUGCAGCUAGCCAUGGAAGCCCCAACAUCAAAGACCUGGUGCCAUCGGACGGGGCGGUGCUGCUGCAUGCGGGCAGGGCAUGGUGGGUGGGGGCGUGCCCAGCAGAGGACGACAUGAAGGAGAUCGCGCGCUGGCUGCGCCUCAAAGACACCCACCUGCUGCAACACACCGUCUUUGUCACCAACUCUCUGGAACAAGCUGGGCUGCCCUUCGCGUCUCGCCUCGCCCCGGCUGUCUGCGGGCUCGCUGCUGCCAUGGUGUCGAGCCGAGGAGACUUCCUCAUGUGGUUCCGAUCUGCUGUGUGUGGGCUGGCUGCUGCUAUCGUGUCAAGCCGAGGAGAUUUCCUCAUGUGGUUUCGGUCAGGCAUUGAGAGGAACAUUACUUGGGCGGGGCACAAGGACUCGCAUACAGUGAGAGAGGGCGCCACCAUGCAUCCCCGCAACUCGUUUGCGGCGUAUCUUGAAGUGGUGAAGCUGCAGAGCCAGCCCUGGACUGAUGCUGAGGUGGACGCCAUGCAAGGGCUGCGCCUCAUAGUGAAGGACUCACUGCCCCACCCUGAGCCGCAAGACCUGAAGCUGAAGAUCCAGGCUCAGCUGAACGCGGAGCGUCUGACCAUCCAGUCGCAGCUCAAAGAGGUCACACGUACACUAGAAAGCCAGCUAGAAUCCGCCCACACGCCCAUCAUCGGCAUCAGCAGCGACGGCACCGUCACCGAGUUCAACAGCAAGGCCGCCCACAUCACCCUCUUGCUUGCCUCCUCCACCCUGCCUUGUGCCCAGCUGAAUGCAGAGCGGCUCACCAUCCAGUCACAGCUCAAAGAGGUCGCCAAGACACUAGAAAACCAGCUCGAAUCCGCCCACACGCCCAUCAUCGGCAUCAGCAGCGACGGCACCGUUACCGAGUUCAACAGCAAGGCCGCCCACAUCACGCGGCGGGCCAAGAGCGAGGUUCUCGGGAGCAACUUCUUUGCGAGCGUGCUGGCUCCCGAGUCUCAUGCGCACUUUGUGGCUGCUAUGGAGGUGCUGGCGGAAGGGGAGGACGUCCAGCCGUUUGAUGUGGCUCUGCUGGCGCGGUCUGCUGAUUCUGUUGAUGCUGCCGCUGCUGCUGAUGCUGCCGCCGCUGCUGCUGCCGCCGCCGCCGCUGCUGCUGCUGCUGCUGCUGCUGCUGCUGCUGGUGGUAAUGGAGCAGGUGGAGCAGGAGGAGGGGCAGGAGGAGGAGGAGGAGGAGGAGGAGGAGGAGGAGGAGGAAGGGGAGGAGGGGUGGUGGGGGAGUUGGAUCGGUUGGUGCAUGUGUUGGUGAGCGCGUAUGGGCAGCACGACCGGCACGGGAACCUGAUGAGCGUGCGGCUGAUGGGUCAAGACAUCACCGCGCUUAAAGUGCUGGCUGGGGAGGUGAGUAGGGGUGGAUAUCACUCACACACACAGGGCCAUGGCAACCUGAUGAGCGUGCGGCUGAUGGGUCAACACAUCACCGCGCUUAAAGUGCUGGCUGGGGAGGUGAGUAAGGGGGGAGGCGAGGGGAUGAAGGGGGGAGCGGGAGGGGGAUGGGCAUGUGAUGUCGACUCACGAGUCACUGCGAGUCAUGGGGCAUCACGCCACCGCGCUCAAUGUGCUAAAGAGGUGACUUUUGAGUCGACUCACGAGUCACUGCGAGUCAUGGGGCAUCACGCCACCGCGCUCAAAGUGCUGGCAGGGGAGUACAAGAUGCCCGAAGCGGAGGCUCGGGCAGCUGUGGACCAAUCAGAUCUCUUGGUUUUCACGGUGGACGAGUGCGGGCGGGUGACCGAAUGGAAUGCUGCCAUGGAGCAGAUCAGCGGGCUGCCCCGAGAAAAAGUUGUGGGGAGGCGACUUGUGGGGGAGGUGCUUAGCAGCAAUCCCAUGCUGCUCAUUCCGGACCAGGUGAGAAACGGUGCUGCUGAUUCCGACCAGGAUAACUUGGUAAUGUUUGAGAUCGCCCUCUGUCAGGCUCUCAAUGGGAGGGACACGAGGAACCACGAGCUGCAGCUCAAGACGUGGGAUGGCCGCCCCAUGGACACUCUCCUGCACAUCAUCAGCAGGCGCUCCCCCACAGGCGAGCCGGUGGGAGCGACGUGCUUCAUGCAAGAUGUGGUAGAGAGGCGAGCAGCAGAGAAUGCAUCGGCUAUGAAGAUGGUGGCAGAGGCGGCCAGCCAGGCCAAGACCAUGCAGCUGGCGUGCUUGUGCCACGAGAUCCGCAACCCUCUGAACGGCAUCCUCUCAUCCAUCAGCUUCAUGGAGGGCACAGAGAUGUCAUCCGACCAGCGGGACCUGCUGCACGCCACCUCGGCGUGCGGGAAGUAUCUGCGGAGGGUCGUGGACAAUGUAUUGGAUCUGAGCAAGCUAGAGGAGGGCAAGCUGGAGGUGGAGAGUGAACCGUUUGAGCUCAUUCACGUGGUGGACGCCGUGAUUGCACAGGAGCAUGAGAAUGCGGGUGACAAGGGCUUACAAGUCUUCUGCUCAGUUGAACCUCAAUGCGCCGACGUGAUUGUAAAGGGCGACAAGCACCGCGUGCAGCAGAUUGUCGCAAACUUCUUCCGUAACGCAGUGGAGUACACCCAGCAAGGCUGGAUCGAGGUGCAGCUCUAUAAAGCAUCCGGCGAAGUGGCUUCUAAGGAGUAUGGAAGAGACGCGCUGGCCGGAAGGCUCGUGCCCGGCCAGCAGACUGGGCAGCGGACCGGGCAGGGCCGAAACGUUUCGGCUGACGGGGAGGAGAUUUUUUCGUUCGUCUUUUGUGUGGCGGAUUCAGGCCCGGGGUUGAGUGAGGAGCAGCGGCAGCAUGUGUUUUCGGGCAUGGAUCCUAGCUUGGCACCAGCCAUCUCCAGUGGUGCUUCUGACACUGAAUCGCGCAGCUCCUCUGCCCCAGCGGGAUCAGGCCUGGGGCUUAUCGUAAGUCAGAAGCUCGCCUCACUCAUGCACGGCACUCUCUCCUGCGACUCUACCCUCUCGCAAGGCUCCUCCUUCCGCCUCUCCCUCUCGCUCCCCUUCGCCGGCCGUUCCAAUCACGCCGACCCUGCUGACGCUGGCGCUGACAUGGCGGCGGGCCAUGCCAGCCUGGCGCCAGGUGGCAUGAUGAGCUGUUACUUGAGCAACCGGGUGAAAGGGGUGGUGUAUUCGUCGGUGGGGGUGUGGAGUAGUGCCGAGGAGAUAGCAGCUGCACCAGUUGUACCUCCCUCUCUCUCCAGAAGCCUCCCUGCUUCUCUGUCUACCCCAACUGGCACGGCUGCUGGUGCUGCUGCUGCAGGGAGGGUGCAGACUGGACCAGGCUUAUCUGGAGCAGGCUUAUCUGGAGGAGCACAUGUGACAGCUGGAAUGGCAGGCAUGACCCUUACUGGAGCACCCUCUCGUGGCGAGCCCCUCACUUUCUCCAUGCGCUCACUCCGCCUCGCCGUCCCCCAGGCCGCCGCCACCACCGCACCAGUGGUCGAGCUGGCAGCUGACGUGGCGGAGGCCACGUCAGCAGUGGAGGAGCUGCCGCUACAGUCAGCAGAGGACAUCAAGGCGGCGCGGAAGGAGGAGCAGCGGCGCAAGCGAUUGGUGCAGAAGAGGAAGCUGAGGAAGAAGGGCAGAUGGCCGCCCUCCAAGAUGAAGCAGCACCAGAAUGUGUAA
This is a messenger RNA of Closterium sp. NIES-65, 4079 nucleotides long. NCBI's taxonomy places the organism in Eukaryota, Viridiplantae, Streptophyta, Zygnematophyceae, Desmidiales, Closteriaceae. The record is from the annotation of a GenBank genome assembly.